Molecule: messenger RNA, 2346 nt
Organism: Hymenoscyphus albidus
Lineage: Eukaryota; Fungi; Ascomycota; Leotiomycetes; Helotiales; Helotiaceae
Source: the annotation of a GenBank genome assembly
AUGAAACCAAGCCAGAAUGUAUUAGGUAGGUGAUUUUCUGCCUUCAAAAUAUUUCUGGGGGGCUCUAUAACUAACUCUCGGCAUAUUAGAUGCCAGAAAUUUGGCCGCAAAUGUGACGGCUAUCUCCCAGAGUAACCAUAGAGCCGGGUGUUUAGCAAUUUACGUCCUCGAACUCCUUCUAGUGGAUUUUAUAGUCCUAACUUUUCUGUUCACGAUACAGAAGACGAAAGCCGCUACUUCCAGGUGUUUUCCGAAAGAACCGUGCAUGCUCUUUCUGGUUAUUUUGAAGGUACUCCAAGCAGCCAUUUCUGGACCCGACUCGUUCUACAAGAAACUCACAACCUAAGCGCCAUUCGACACGCUGUCAUAGCUCUUGGUGCUCUUACGAAGAGUUUGGAGAAUGCCCCGCCACCGAAUCUGAAGGUCAACAUGACCCAGACAGUCGACCAAAAACAUCAUGAACAAGCGGUUUUACAGCAUCUCAAGGGAAUACAGGCGUUGAAACAAUACAUAUCCUCAUCUCGAUCGCCACAAUUGAGGAAUACGCUUAUCACUUGUUUACUUUUUACUUGUUUUGAAAUCCUUCAGGGGAGCUAUGUUUCUUGCGUACAACAAAUUCAUGGCGGGCUUAAAAUGUUGAAAAGUUAUUAUGGUGGAAAUCCAACAAUGCUCUCUCCGACUUUAAACCCUCCUGCCCACCAACGCAGGGCCUCAGCAAGAUACGUGGUUCUUCCGCAGAAGAUUGAAGAUCAGUUGCACAAUGGAGGUUUUGAAAUUGAGUCACCUAUAGGAGCACACAUUCAAGAAUUCCUCGAGGACAAGAGCAUUUCGCAGCCUGAAAUCGGCAUUCAGGCACCGUCUCCGGUCCUAAGCAGUUCUUUUGGAUUUGAACUAUCACAUCCAGAUCACAAAAACAUGUUGUAUGGCUCAUCUGGGGCGGGGCCGCACGUCAGUCAUGAGACUCUGGGUUACUCACUAAACGAUUACCUGAACGCACUGCCUAGCAAUAUGCUGAAUUCCAAUUGGGGGUGGUUGCAAAGCAAUGAAGACCUUCCUUCUAGUCGAUCGACCUCGGUAAAUUCGUCACCCAUCCUGGGCACAAACAUGUCAAGAUCUUCUUCAUUGUCUCUUCCUUCAGCCCAAACAUCAUCAGCUGGUGCACAGAAACAAAUCUUCUCACGAGAUCCGAGCCCACCACUUCUCCUGCAAAACGACCUCGUUCUAGAAGAUAUCUUGGUUCAAGCCUUUGUGCGUCUUGACGGCCAUGGCCUUUUCUUUGGAAUAGCGCCAUCAAUUCCUCCCUUAAUUUGGGAUGUACAACAUGCUCACCAUUUACCGAUUCCAAACUCUUUUACGAACUUCCAUAUAGCGCAUCGUUGUUGGGAUCAUCUUAUGGAUCGUGCGUUGCAGUUCUACCGUCGUGUUCUGUUUAGCAGAAACUUUGCCCCUGAGACUUCUGACUCCCGAAGCGACAUCGAUAGCCAGGUCCUAUUCUGGAGACAUCAACUAUCCUCUUUCGAGUCCGCCUCUCGGCCAUUUCACGAUGUUGCAACUAAAUUUGACGGUACAGUCAUCAAUCCUGCCGCUCUUGUCAUCUCGCUUUAUCAAAAGUGUACAACCGUUGCUCUGGCAAUUGUAUCAGAGGAUUCAGCAAUGGUAUAUGACUCUUUUCAGCAGGAGUUUAUAUACAUCGUCCGCAUAUGCAGGAUGUUGGUAACUUCACGAGGUUUGACCCACCAACUUCCACAAAUGCCACGCUUCAGCCUCGAUGCUGGAAUCAUUCCAGCUCUCCACUUUACCGCUACUAAAUGUCGAGACCCCGUGGUCAGACGUGAAGCCCUGGAUCUUUUAUUCUCGAAUCCAGUGCAAGAAGGGAUGUGGGAUGCCAUUUUGAGCGCACGGGUUUGUCGCUGGGUCGCAAGCUGGGAAGAAGAGGGACUUUCUCUGCCUCAACAUGGACCGCAUAUGGGGGCGAUGCCAGAAAUACAAGGAAUGCCGACUAAUCACUUCCAAUACAUGGAUUCAAGUUCUGAUUUGAGAAAACAGGACCAAUGGGGUCAUGAAAACAGAACAGUAGAAGUUUUCGACAGCAUGAACACAAUUGGAUUAAACCAGCACUUAAAUACUGAGCAAACUGGGAUAUAUCUUGGUGCCCAAAACCAAACAUCACGGGCUGGGUCUCGAGCAGGCCAAAACAACCACUGGGUUGUCCCAGAAGAAAAUCGAGUCAGGCUUACGCUUGUCGAUUACCAUAUCGCUGAUUGGUUUAUCAAGGUUCUGAAUGAGAAAUCAUUGCUGAAUAUUGAUGGAACAAGGGAUGAGAGAAAGGCCAUCAUUGCUUGGUGA